Molecule: messenger RNA, 3158 nt
Organism: Mugil cephalus (flathead mullet)
Lineage: Eukaryota; Metazoa; Chordata; Actinopteri; Mugiliformes; Mugilidae
Gene: mpp3a
Product: MAGUK p55 scaffold protein 3a
Exons: 20
Coding region: 177-2012 (611 amino acids)
Cellular component (GO): plasma membrane; cell-cell junction
Molecular function (GO): protein binding
Source: RefSeq, a predicted model, not a curated record
CACUCGGUGGCAGCAGGUUUGUGAGAGCUGCAGCCAGAGGAGGAGGAGGAGGAAGAAGGAAGGAAGGAGGAGGAAUCGGAGCGAGAGAAACAGUGUGGCUGCAGUCAGGAGGGACAUAAACACAGAGAGAGGAGGAGAUACAGAGAGAAGGUUUCCCCUCCUCAUCUCACUGACCCAUGAAAGAAGCCAUGCCGGUUCUCACAGCAGGAGCGGGGCUACAUGAAACGUUGGCCCUGCUGACAUCUCAGCUGCGGCCCGAUGCCAACCACAAAGAGGAUAUGGUGUUCCUCAAAGAUGUCUUCAGUGAGAGGAGUUUGGGAUACCUCAUGAAGAUACAUGAGAAGCUGAGACAGUAUGAGAGGCAGAGCCCAACACCCGUCCUCCACAGUGCGUCUUCUCUGGCAGAGGAUGUGGCAGAGGAGCUGCAGAGUGGACCAAUGAGCACAGAAGAGAAGGAACUGCUGCACCUGCUGACGUCACCACAUCUCAAGGCUGUUCUCUCGGUGCACGACACUGUGGCCCAGAAGAACUUUGACCCUGUUCUGCCACCGCUGCCAGAUGACUUUGAAGAUGAGCUGGAGGAGGAGUCUGUGAAGAUUGUCAGGCUGGUGAAGAACAAGGAGCCUUUAGGAGCCACUAUCAGGCGUGAUGAUGCCACUGGGGCAGUGAUUGUCGCUCGGAUCAUGAGAGGAGGUGCAGCUGAUCGAAGCGGUUUGGUCCAUGUAGGAGAUGAACUCAGGGAGGUCAACGGUGUCUCUGUCAUCCACAAGAGGCCCGAUGAGAUCAGUCAGCUGCUGUCCCAGUCCCAAGGCUCCAUCACGCUCAAGAUAAUCCCUGCCAUUAAAGAAGAGGACCGACUGAAGGAAAGCAAGGUAUACGUGCGGGCCUUGUUUGACUACAUCCCAUUGGAAGACAAGGCCACGCCCUGCCAAGAGGCUGGACUUCCCUUUAAACGGGGAGACAUACUGCAGGUUGUGACCCAGGACGACGCAACGUGGUGGCAGGCCAAGCGUGUGGGAGACAGCAACCUGCGAGCUGGACUUAUCCCCUCCAAACAGUUCCAGGAGAGGCGACUGGCCUACAGGAUGAAAGUGGGCACACUCCCGAAUCCAAAAUCCCCUAAAAAGCCUGUCUAUGAUCAAGGAUGUGAUAAAGAGGACUGUGACUGUGAGGGCUAUUUCAAUGGACAGUACAUAGUCUCUCCUAAGUGUAAAGCAGUGGCGCCCUCCUGUGGCCAGGUGUUUUCCUGGGAAUUUUAUUCAGCUGGUUUACGGAGGAGUUUCCGGCUGAGUCGUAAAGACCGACAGGGAUCAUCUGGAGAGGGCUCUGAUCCUGGAGACCCCGACUUCCUGACCUACGAGGAGGUGACCCGCUACCAACAGAGGCCCAAUGAGAGGCCCCGUCUGGUGGUUCUGAUUGGGUCUCUUGGAGCAAGAAUCAAUGAACUCAAACAGCGGGUGAUUGCUGAAAACCCUCAUCGUUAUGCAGUGGCUGUACCGCAUACAACCAGGCCCAAGAAGCCUCAUGAGAAGGAUGGGGUAGAGUACCACUUUGUCACCAAACAGCAUUUUGAUGCAGAUGCUUUGAAUAACAAGUUCAUAGAGCAUGGGGAGUACAAGGAGAACCAGUAUGGCACCAGUAUAGAGGCCAUCCGCUCUGUACAGGCCAAGAACAAGAUGUGUAUUGUAGAUGUGCAGCCUGAGGCCCUGAAGAGGCUGCGGACAGCAGAGUUCAAGCCGUAUGUUAUCUUUGUCAAACCUCGUGUUCCUGAGAGCAGACGUCGUCGCAGUGCAGCCACCUCACCAGGUGGGGGCGAUCAUGGCCGUAUUACAGAUGAGGACCUCCAGGAGAUGCGUCAGUCUGCCAUCCAGAUUGAUCAGCAGUAUGGACACCUGGUGGACCGGGUCCUGAUCAAGGAGGACUCAGCCAGUGCUUGUGCAGAACUAAGAGGUAUUUUGGAAAGACUGGAGCGAGAGUCCUUCUGGGUGCCUGUCAGCUGGGUGCGGACCUAAACAUAACAACCACGCUUCCAGAGGAACGUCUGCGCCCCAAAACCCUGCGCUGGUAAUCGUGAGAUGAUAUGAUCUCCUCCCCUCCCCCCUCAACGCUCGCAGGCUCUGAUAGGCCUGCUGAACUCCCUCCACAAGACUGACACAGGGCUGGUCAGCCAAAAACCGAGGAACCAAAGGGAGAGGAUGACGUCAGAGGAAUACCUCCAUUCUGCAUCAGGUUCUGAACACUACUUACUCAUUUAGUUUUCAUUUUCUUGAAAGAUGGAUGCUGCAGCUUCCCCUUGUUCUCUGGAAAAAAUAGUUAAGUGAAUGCAUUAUUUUUGUUCUCUAAACCAUAUAUAUAUAUUUCAACUAGACAAAUCCAAAUGGAAUGUGACAUUUUUAUUUUCUACAAGACUGUUUUUAGGAAACGCAUGACAACUUAUUUAAUGUAAAUGUUACUCUUCGUGUGCCAACGGAAAGAUCUUGUAGCACUUCAAUGCAACCUGUUUACCCUCUGUGUGGACGGACGUGCCACUGUGUGUGUUCACAGACAGGAAUGGAUUUUGUACAGUUUCCUUGCACAUAUCUGUAUUUUUGAACGAAGGUGGCAUUGGUACCAAAUGUCCUUUUACUGUUUACCGUCAUGAGACAUAUUAACAGCUUUUUAAGCAUGUGAUAAUUAUAAGAAAAACAUUGCCGAAUUGGUGAAAACAAUUGUUACACAGAGCUCUAUUUAGGCCUAAACCCUGACACUGAUAUUUUUUAAACACAUUGCAAUUUUUCCAUCCACUGAUUCAAACGUUUAAGAUAGAACCUAGUCUCUCAGGGCCAAAAACGCAAAACUGGAUACUAGCUUCAGAACAAGGAAUCCUUUCACAGGAGAAAUGAUUGUAGCAACAAGGAGCUCCUUCCUGUGGAUCACAGUAUCAUACUGAGACUAGAAACUAAUCAGGACGUACAGACAGUAGAUCAGAUGAUUCCAAAGCCACUGGCCUCUCACUCCUACACGUCAUUUCAUUGAAUGUGAGUAUCUGCGUGGAAAAAAUAAAACCGUUUCCUGGUCUAUUCUGUUCUUUUAUAAACAUGCAAUGUUGUUCUUGAUUUAUGUGCUGAGUUUGUAACCUCACAUGUACAAAGUGCCAUAAUAAAGCUAGCGGAAUCAAA